AUUCAGCAAACCAAAUUAAGUCUCAAGUCACAUGGCGAUGGAGGCUUCCUACUGUUAUUAUUAUGCCAUCAAAGCAACCCACUUCCGGCCAUCUCUUCCCACACCCAAAUCCAGAUUUUCUUCAAAACCCAUUGAGACUCAGAAGCUAUGCUCGGGGCUGCAGCGGAACCAGCGGCCAUUCCUGGCGGCGGUAGAGUGCUCCAAAGGGGGGGCGGCGGCGGCGGUGGAGAUGGAGAAGAAGUUGGAAGAAGAGAUGGGUAUGUUAGGUGGUGGCCUGUGGAUAGACAAGUGCAAGGGAGGGGGAGAGGAAAAGGGUAUAGUGGAGCUGAUGGAAUGCUUGGAGAGAGAAGCCAUUAUGGGGGAAGAUGAAGGUAAAGAGCCUACAGAUUAUAAUAGAAGAGCUCACAUCUUCGACCACAGUUCCAGAGUUUUCCAGAAUCUCAAGGAAAGCAACACCAACCCUCCUCACCAAUCUUGAUUUGUAUCCAUCUAUCUCUCCAUAUGUAAAGAGAUUUGGGUUGCUCAGUAUGUGAGAUGGGUCACAGAGAUGGGCAAGAACAGGUCGGUUUCUUCAUCGCUUCCCAGGAAAGGAAACCAGCAAAAUAGCAAGAAAUGAAAGCUAGUUCAAAUAUGCAUCGUCUUUAAUUUAUUUUUAUUUUUUUAAUAGGUCAUUGUCUUCUUUGGCUGUCUUUUCUAGUUUUAUGUGGUGUGUUAGGAUCUCUCCCCUCUAGUGAAGGAAGGUUUGGGGAACCUUCCGAACGGGCACUCUUUGCGCUACCUUACGGCGGGCAGUCAGAAGCGGUGUCCGAGCCCGGGCCCGGAGAGGCGGAUAGGGAAGUGAUGUGCCCUCCAGUCUCGAUAUCUAAAAUUCUACACAUUCUCUAACUUUCUCUUACUGGAGAUAUGUUUCUGUACCUUAUUACAGUUCUCAGUUCUCCGCUUAUGCACGGAUUAAUUUUCUUCU
Molecule: messenger RNA, 964 nt
Organism: Diospyros lotus (date-plum)
Lineage: Eukaryota; Viridiplantae; Streptophyta; Magnoliopsida; Ericales; Ebenaceae
Exons: 1
Coding region: 32-478 (148 amino acids)
Source: RefSeq, a predicted model, not a curated record